Messenger RNA from Periconia digitata, 1774 nucleotides. Lineage: Eukaryota; Fungi; Ascomycota; Dothideomycetes; Pleosporales; Periconiaceae. The record is from the annotation of a GenBank genome assembly.
UCGCUUCAUUACAUACAACCAACGGCUGCCCGCCCGCCUGCCUGCCUGUCGCUUACCUGUCUCUCUUCCCCACUCACUGCCUGGCCUUCUUCCAUUUGCCUGAUCCACUCCUCCACCACCACUACUAUACACUUGUUCAUUCCUCACCUCUCCUCGAUUCCUUCCUUCUUCUCUUCUUUUCACAUUCUCUCCUCUUUUCCCCACACUUUCCCCACUCGUCUGCCUGCUACCGCCCAGUCAGUCAACGACAGCCAAUCUACAUACCCCUCCAUCCGUGCUGCCUGCCUGCCUGUCUACUUAUUUACUCACAUCCGCCCCCCACCACGACGAGAACAACAACACCACCACAACCGCUACAACCUUCUUCCAAAUAGCCGUCUUCUACGCUUCGUCUAGACGCCUGUCAUCCGCCUCUUCUUCUCCUUCUUCCCUCCUUCCCCCCUCUUCGUCCCACCUGGCCUAUCGACUGGCCUUGCAGCGAGCCCACCUCCGCGAACAUCAAUUGGUUACCACACCCAAGAGUUAGGCCUGCCCAUCCACCAUGGCCGCCGCUGCUCACCCCGCAACUACCGACACCUACCGUGCUCGCGCCGCCUAUGAGUCCACCGGCCCGCUUGCCUCCUACCUGUUUCGCUUGAUGUCAAUCAAGCAGACCAAUCUCUGCGUCUCCGCUGACGUCGAGACUUCGGCUGAGCUGCUGGCCCUGGCAGAGGAAGUGGGCGAUUCCAUCUGCAUCUUCAAAACCCACUGUGACAUCGUGACGGACUGGUCUGACCGCACCGCCCGCGAACUCACCGAAAUCUCCCAGCGCAAGUUCUUCAUCGUCUUCGAGGAUCGCAAGUUUGCCGACAUUGGCGAAACCGUCCAGAAGCAGUACACAUCGGGCUACCACAGGAUUGCCUACUGGUCCCAGAUCACAAAUGCCCACGUGCUUCCUGGCCCGGCCAUUGUCACCGCCCUCCACCAGGCCGCCGAUGUCACCAUAGCCAAACUCAAUACCGGUGUCUACACCAACAUCUCCUCCAACCCCCGUCCCCGCAAAAUCCACGGCGUUGCUGGCAUCGAAGAAGAGGAUGAUGUCGAGGAUGAUGAUGACGACGACGACGAGAAAAUCACAAAAGACAAGGAAGAUCAGGCAGAGCAAGACGCCAAAGACAAUGAUGUGGCCCUCGCUACCCCUCCUGCCAACGAAGAGUUCGAAGAGCGAAAGCUGGCAGCCCAACCCAAGGACCGCAAGCAUAGCGUGGUGAGCGUCAGCACCACCAUCUCCUUCCGCCACGAAAGCAUAUCCCCGCGCCCGGACCCCGAAUUCAGCAACGACGAAGCCUUUAUCGUGAGCAAGGACACCAUGCUCAAACGCCUCGAAACCGUGCCCAUUCUUCGACAGCUCCUCCUACUGGCCGAGAUGAGCUCCGAAGGUCACCUCAUGACGCCUGAAUACCAACAAAAGACGGUGGAAAUCGCUCGGGCUAACAGCCAGUUCGUCAUGGGCUUCAUUGCGCAGCGAAGUCUCAACACGGAGAAGAGCGACAACUUCAUCACCAUGACGCCCGGUUGCAAGCUACCCCCACCCGGCCAGGAAGGCCAGAAGCUCGGGGAUGGUCUCGGUCAGCAGUACAACACACCGCGCAAACUCAUCCUGGACCAAGGGUGCGACGUCAUCAUCGUCGGCCGUGGCAUCUUCCGCGCGCCGGACCGGACUGCCGAGGCCGAACGAUACCGCCUGGAGGGCUGGAAAGCGUACAUGGAGCGCGUGGGAACCAACCACAGGUAA